Alligator sinensis (Chinese alligator) is the source of this 1485-nucleotide messenger RNA. Its product is annotated as cytochrome P450 2H1-like. Gene Ontology annotation, cellular component: cytoplasm; intracellular membrane-bounded organelle. Lineage: Eukaryota; Metazoa; Chordata; Crocodylia; Alligatoridae. Gene Ontology annotation, biological process: xenobiotic metabolic process. The record is from RefSeq and is a predicted model, not a curated record. The coding region runs from base 1 to 1485 and encodes 494 amino acids. Gene Ontology annotation, molecular function: iron ion binding; oxidoreductase activity, acting on paired donors, with incorporation or reduction of molecular oxygen, reduced flavin or flavoprotein as one donor, and incorporation of one atom of oxygen; heme binding. The transcript is spliced from 9 exons.
AUGGAACUCCUGGGAACCACAACUGGUUUUCUGGCUGUUUGUAUCUCUUGUCUGUUUUUUUUUUCAGUAUGGAGAAUGAUAUCAAGCAACAGGAAGCUGCCACCUGGUCCCAUUCGACUUCCUAUUGUAGGGAGCACACUGCAACUGAGCAUUAAGGACUUACCCCAAACUAUGGAGAAGCUUAGUGAAAAGUAUGGACCAGUGUUCACAAUAUAUAUGGGCACAAGACGGGUUGUGGUGCUGCAUGGACGUGAGGCUGUGAAGGAAGCUCUGAUUGACCAAGGGGAUGAGUUCAGCGCACGGGGAGUUCUGCCAUUAUUUGAAAAGAUUUUUAAAGGAUCAGGUAUUGUAAUAAGCAAUGGAGAGAUGUGGAAGCAGCUCCGCCGAUUUGCCCUAACCACCCUGAGGAAUUUUGGGAUGGGGAAGAAGAGCAUUGAGGAGCGGAUCCAAGAAGAAGCUCAUUUUCUGGUGGAAAGGAUCAGGAGCACACAUGAGAAGCCCUUUGACCCCUCCUCUUUCCUUAUCCAUGCUGUCUCCAACGUCAUCUGUUCUGUCGUCUUUGGAGACCGGUUUGACUAUGAAGACAAAAAAUUUCUGACUUUGAUUGAUCUGUUAGAGGAAAAUAACAAACUCCAGAUCUCAUUCUGGGUGCAGCUAUACAAUUUUCUUCCAACUGUCAUGAAUUUCUUACCUGGACCGCACCAAAGAGCAUUUAAAAAUUUUGAGGAAAUUCACAACUUUAUUCUGGACAGAGUGAAAAUUCACCAGCUGUCUCUGGAUCCCACCUGCCCUCGGGACUUUAUUGAUGCUUUUCUCGUCAAAAUGGAGCAGGAAAAAGAAAACAUCGACUCAAAAUUUAACACUGAAACUUUGGUAAGAAGCACAGUAGACUUGUUCCUUGCAGGAACAGGAACAACCAGUCUCACAUUGGAUUAUGGACUUUUGACUCUCCUAAAAUACCCAGAGAUAGAAGAGAAAAUUCACAAAGAAAUUGACUGUGUGAUUGGCCGUUCCCGGCAACCCUGCAUGGCUGAUCGAGGUCAGAUGCCCUACACGGAUGCUGUGGUACAUGAGAUCCAGAGAUUGAUGAGUCUUUUGCCGUUGAAUGUUCCACGUGCUGUGACCAGGGACACCAGGUUUAGACAAUAUAUUAUCCCAAAGGACACAAUUAUAAUCCCUGACUUGAGAUCAAUCCUAUAUGACAGCAAGGAAUUUCCAAACCCACAGGAAUUUAACCCAGGGCAUUUCUUGGAUGAAAACGGUGACUUUAAGAGGAGUGAUUACUUUGUGCCUUUUUCCACAGGGAAACGGAUGUGCAUAGGAGAAGGUCUGGCUCGGAUGGAACUAUUUUUAUUUUUAACAAUAAUUUUGCAGAAUUUUACUUUGAAACCUACCAUUGAUCACAAGGACAUAGACAUUUCUCCAGAAGUUUGUAGCAUGGUAAAUAUGCCACGUCCCUACCAGCUCUACUUUAUUCCUCGCUAA